This is a messenger RNA of Cladophialophora carrionii CBS 160.54, 2454 nucleotides long. RefSeq lists its product as uncharacterized. The coding region runs from base 1 to 2454 and encodes 817 amino acids. The record is from RefSeq and is a predicted model, not a curated record. NCBI's taxonomy places the organism in Eukaryota, Fungi, Ascomycota, Eurotiomycetes, Chaetothyriales, Herpotrichiellaceae. Gene Ontology annotation, cellular component: plasma membrane. Gene Ontology annotation, biological process: copper ion import; iron ion transport; intracellular iron ion homeostasis. Gene Ontology annotation, molecular function: ferric-chelate reductase activity. The transcript has 2 exons.
AUGGCCUAUCUGGUUGCAGUAUGGACCUUCUGCUUGUUCUUGGCACGAGUCGCAAAUGCGACCAAGUAUGGCACGAUCGGUUACGGUAUCAACAUGUUUCAUCCGUUCUGCUGCUAUGCCUGCCACGACUCGUUGGUCAUGGUGUACCUCAACUGCACGACCUUUUCGGAGUCCUCGCGCGCUCACGAUGGCAUGUCCAUGAAGCUCCUCAAACGCAUGGAUAUGGACAUGGCGGGCUCGACCAGCGAUGAAUGCUACGCCACCGACGAGCCAUAUUUGCAGUCCUUCGCCUACUGCAUUCAGUCGCACUGUGACAUCGAGGGUCUUUCCUAUGAGAAGCAGAACUCAUGCUUCCGAGAGAUGGCCGCAAACGGACUACUGGUCCCUUCGCUGGAAGACUCCUUGCCAACAGUUCCCCCAACGGAAGAGCUUGCCGAGCAUGCUAUGUGGCUAAACAAGACAAUGCAGGUCAAUGAAGCGUAUUGGAAGGCUGACAGGGGGACCAUUGACGAAUUUGAGCAUUCAGAGGUGUAUCAUGUCCGGUUCUCCAUUAUCGUAAUGACUCUUAGUGUCGGCAUACCACUGUUGGCGGGCUUAUGGUUGUGGCUGACCGCUCUGCUCCCGACGAACCUCCGGCAGGACGGGCUCGUUAUUUGGCUGCAAGCAAGCUUUCUCCUGCCCGCGCUGCUGCGAAAACGACAUGCUCAGCCUCUACCAUUCAGACUCGGUUACCUCCCCAAUCGCAGUAUGACGGGCCUGCUCACGCUCUACGUUAUUCUGAAUAUCGUCUUUUGUGCCGUGCCUUACAGAAGUGUCCAACCGAAUACUUGGUUCUCCAACAGAAACCAAGAAAUGGCAGCCUACAUCGGCAACAGGACAGGAGUGUUGAGUUUCGCCAACAUGGCUCUCGCCAUCCUCUUCUCAGCGCGCAACAACCCUCUGAUGUACCUCAGUGGUUGGUCGCAGACGACAUUCCUCGCCUUCCACAGAUGGGCAGCUCGAGUUGCCAUCUUACAGGCCGUUGUCCAUUCGAUCGUCUACACGGCGGAUUACUGCUACUACAAGGACGGAGGCAAUGCAUACUACGCAGAAGCCGCGAAGCCGUAUUUUUGGUGGGGCAUCAUCGCAACAACUGCCAUGGGCUUGAUGGCCGGUCUUUCAGCUCUGCCCUUACGCAUGUAUGCCUAUGAGCUAUUCCUGGGCCUGCACAUCGUUCUGGCGAUCUUAUCGCUGGUGGGAUCCUGGUACCAUGUUGACCUCAGGUACAGCAAGAAUUGGGGCUACGAAGUGUGGCUGUACAUUGCUUUCGCCUUCUGGGCCUGGGACCGCCUUGUGCGGCUUCUUAAAGUGGUCUACUACAACUUUCCUUCUGGAACAUCGGCGCAAGUCGAGCUCCUUCCGGGCACCAAUGUGGUUAUAUUGACAAUGUUCCCAGGCAGGCACUGGGGAGCCCACCCGGGUCAGCACACAUUCGUAUACUUCCCGACGCUGAAGCGGGUCUGGGAAAAUCAUCCAUUCAGUAUUCUGGAUUGGGGGAUGACUUCUCCUUUGUCGCAGGCUCGUUUGGCAUCAAACUCGAGUUCAGACGACCAAACGCCCAACAAGGAAGGCUCGUUGAGGCAGGACCUAGAACCCUCGACCACUGCGCGCCACCGGCACUGCCAUACCUCGCCUGACAACGGCCCCGAACCCCAAUUCUACAUCCGCUGCCUGUUCAGAGCUCAAAGAGGUGCGACAGGUGAGCUUCGCCGCGCAUUGCUGAAAGCGCAGUCCCCCACUACCUUCGCCAGCUUCGUCGAAGGGCCGUACGGCGGUCUUGAACUUCCAACCAGGGCCAUCCUACGCUAUGCAGAAAGGAUAAUCUGCAUUGCAGGGGGCAUUGGCAUCACCUAUGCAGCCAGCUUUGCCAAGCAAUUUGCUCACGAGCGAGCAAAUUUAAGAACCUCGUCACCGAGAGAUGCCGCUGGGGCACUCUUUCCGCGGUGCAAGCAGUUUACUUUGGCAUGGACGGUCCGUGAGGUCGAGCUCUUCCAGUAUGUACGACACAACUUGCUGCCUGACCUUUCAGAGGGCGGCCUCGACGAUGAAUCCCUGCGGUACAGAUUCUGGAUUACCGGUACUCGUACAGGAGAGGGAAGUGCAGACACGACGUCUGCCACCUCCGCAACCCAGCCUCGGUCUCAGCCUGAGCCAGACAUUCUUCCCGACAAGACCAUCCAAGUCACUGCGGAGACACACACCGAGAAGCUCAUCACCACGGUAUCAGGCCACAGAAUGGACGUCGCGCAAGUCAUUGCUGCGGAGUCAAAUGCUAGCAGCUCGACACUUGACACUCGUGUCGCCGUGCUUGUGUGUGGACCGGGCGGUCUAGCAGACGAGGUGAGGUUCCAGGUCGCUCGUGUCGCGCGGCAGGGUGUCUUGGUGGACCUGAUCGAGGAGACGUUCAGUUGGUGA